Notodromas monacha is the source of this 1641-nucleotide messenger RNA. Lineage: Eukaryota; Metazoa; Arthropoda; Ostracoda; Podocopida; Cyprididae. The record is from the annotation of a GenBank genome assembly.
GCAUGGGAUUGCAUCUUAGCGGACAAUAUGGCCGCGCUCUGGACGCUCCACGCCAGUCGCAAUCACCCAAGGUUCUCCUGCGUUGAUAAGUGGUUAACUGAAGUGGACCAAAGAAUGGUGAAACAAGAAGAUUCGGGUUCGGUGGUUCCGCGCAUCCAGCUCCUCGCGUUGAUAAUUUGUAUUCCAAGCCGAAUUCAGCUCUCUGUGCAUAUCGCGCUUUAGAUAAAUCGGAUGUGGUGUGCCAUUGCUUUGGCGAUUAAGUGAUUCACUGUACUUUUCCUCUCUUGCUGAUUCACGAGUGUUCUCGGAUCUCGCGGGGAUAUUAUAUAUCUCUGAGGCCUCUUACGACAGUGAUUGCCAGGGAUGAAUUCUCUACAUCUCUGUUCAUGUUGAGAACAACUGGUGGUCGCAUUGUUCGACGUGUUUGAUUGCCCGAAUAUCAGGUUUCCGCCGGUUAUUAUAUACGCUUGAAUUUUCGCGUAAUUGUUUGCUCGUUGUAGUACAAUAUUUACAUCUUUUCUUGAGAUAAUUGCCUAGUGAAGUGGGUAGAUGUUGCUAUUGACGAAAGUUUUCUUCAGCUAUUCAGGUUGUUGAGUUGCCGAAAAUUUAUGACCCGAGUUCGUGUGAAUACUGACAAAAUCCUUCAAUAGUUGGUGAGUAUAUCGUUUCUUAUUGAUUCGGAGGACUCGUCUCCUGCGUUUUUCCAGUCUGCAUGCAUGAAAAUAUUAAUCAUUUGUUAGUCGCAACGUCGCGUAAGCAAGGUGGUACGUUGAAAUGUUGAAGCGACUCUUGCCGUGUUGUGUAGGUGUUGCAUUGCGCUAAUUAUUUUCCUGGUUUUGUACAGCUAUGAUGUGACCGCGUAUUAUGUAUUCCCAGAGACCAGAAUCUCGUUCGUCACCCAAUUAUUCCAGCAUGGACGAAGCAAAUGAGAAGAAAGGCAAUGAUUUCAUUCAAGAAGCUCGGAAGAAAUUGAAUUCGAAGGGCUUCCUCGGUGGCCUUUUCGGAUCGAGUUCGAAGGUUGAUGAAGCCGUGGAGCUGCUCGGACGAGCUGCGAAUUGCUUCAAGAUGGCUAAGAAGUGGAGCGCAGCGGGAAGUGCUUUUUUGGAGGCCGCGAAACUUCAUUUGGACAACGGUUCCCGGCACGAUGCUGCGACCAUGUUUGUUGAUGCGGCUACGUGCUACAAGAAAUCUGAGCCAAACGAGGCUGUCAACUGCUUGCUUAAAGCCAUCGAAAUAUACACGGACAUGGGAAGAUUCACGAGUGCUGCGCGACACCACAUCAGUAUUGCAGAGAUAUACGAAACUGAUCUUUGUGACUUGGAAAAGGCUAUGCAGCAUUACGAACAAGCUGCGGAUUAUUACAAAGGAGAGGAGAGCACUAGCAGCGCGAACAAAGCUAUGCUCAAAGUCGCACAGUAUGCAGCCCAAAUGGACAAGUUCGAGAAAGCGAUUUCGAUUUACGAGAAUGAUUCUCGUGAGAACAAACUGAUCAAGACGCUCAUUGAGAACAUGGAAGAAAACAACGUAGAGGGGUUUAGUGAAGCUAUUAAAGAGUACGACACUAUUUCACGCUUGGAUCCGUGGUACACCAAUAUGCUAUUGAAGGUGAAGAAGGGUAUGAGCGAGUCCGAGUUAUGCUGA